AUGAGGAAACAGAGAGGCGGCGACCCCGCCAGCGUCGCCAACUCUUCCAUCGCUCUCCUCCAGGAGAGAUUCCGGCAGUUGCAGAAGGAAAAGGAGAUGAGAGAGGGGAGAGAGAACCACCGGAGCACCGGAGUUCGUCAACACCACCACAAUCACCACCACCACCACCAAGCGGCGCCGUCUCCCCGGUGGUUCUCCCUGCCGGAUCUGGUCCAUCCCUCGAGGCCUCUACAUGCUCCGGCCUUCCUCCACCACCAGCCCGGCGUAGACCGCGACGGCGCUCCCUCCCUCCCGGCGGACUCCUCAUGGCCGGAGAACUCCGCCAUCCGCUCCAAUGGCGACGACGAUGACGUCGUGGAUACCUCCCUUCACCUGUAA
Messenger RNA from Spirodela intermedia, 378 nucleotides. The record is from the annotation of a GenBank genome assembly. Lineage: Eukaryota; Viridiplantae; Streptophyta; Magnoliopsida; Alismatales; Araceae.